AUGAAGCGGCUCAUCAAAACCGCCCUCCGUCUCAAAGAAUCCCCCAAAGACCCAACCACCUCCUUCCAACUCUGGCCCUCCCGCCCCUUCACCACAACCACCAUCCGCCUCUCACAAGAAUCACCACCAACCCCCAUCCAACUCCGCGCCUACCAAGAAGAAUGCAUCCAAGCAGUCCUGACCUCCAUAACCCAAGGCCACAAACGCCUCGGCAUCUCCCUCGCCACCGGCGCCGGCAAAACAGUCAUCUUCACCCACCUCAUCGACCGUGUCACACCCCCAAACCCCCAAGCAACCCGCACCCUCAUCCUCGCCCACAGGCGAGAACUAGUCGAGCAAGCCGCCCGCCACUGCCAGUCAGCCUACCCAAACAAGACCGUCGAAGUCGAGCUCGGAAACCUCCAAGCAACCGGCUUUGCCGACAUCACCGUCGCCAGCAUGCAAUCCAUCCUGUCAAAAGACCGUCUCCUGAAGUUCGACCCCUCAAACUACAAACUUGUCCUCGUCGAUGAAGCACACCACAUCGUCGCCCCAGGCUAUCUCAAGAUCUUGGAGCACAUGAACCUCCGGCAAAAGCAACCCGACUCCCCCACUCUGGUCGGCGUAUCAGCCACCUUUUCCCGCUCAGACGGCCUAAAACUAGGAGCGGCCAUCGACGAGAUCGUCUACCACAAGGAUUACAUCGACAUGAUUGCGGACAAGUGGCUUUCCGAAGUCGUCUUCACCACCGUCGAGUCCAGAGCCGACCUCUCCGGCGUCCGAGCCAAGGGUGCGGGUGGGACAGGCGAGUUCGAAACCGCCUCGUUGUCAAGAGCCGUCAACUCCCCCGAGCUAAACGACAUUGUCGUUCGAGCCUGGUUUGCAAAAGCCGCACCACCAAAGAGACAGUCCACGCUGGUCUUUUGCGUUGAUCUGAGCCAUGUGGCGGCUUUGACGGAACGGUUUCGGCAUCACGGGAUUGAUGCCAGGUAUGUAUUCGGCGACACCCCGGCCAAGGAGCGGGCGGAAACGCUGGAGAAGUUCAAGAAAAAGGAGUUUCCUGUCUUGCUUAACUGUGGUGUUUUUACCGAGGGGACGGAUAUUCCCAAUAUUGACUGCGUCGUGUUGGCCAGGCCGACGAGGUCGAGGAAUUUGCUGAUACAGAUGAUCGGACGGGGGAUGAGGCUGCAUGAGGGGAAGGAGAAUUGUCAUGUUAUUGACAUGGUGGCGAGUUUGGACGUGGGGAUCAUCACCACGCCGACGCUGUUUGGGCUGGAUCCGGAUGAGUUGGUUGCGGAGAAGACGGGAGGGGAACUUCUCGCUUUGGCGAGAGAGGGGGGAGAGAAGAAGGAGACGGCGGAGGGGAGGGAGAAGAGGAUGUCGAAGGCUGCCAAGAAGGCGUGUCCGACGGGAGAGAGCUACAAGGUGGCGUUUACCGAGUAUGAUUCUGUUUUUGACCUGAUCUCGGAUGCGGCGGGGGAGAAGCAUAUUAGGGCUAUUAGUCAGAAUGCGUGGGUGCAGGUGAAUCCGAACAAGUACGUUUUGAGCACGGAUAGGGAUGUGAUGCGGUUGGAGAAGGAGGUGGCUGAACCCCCACGCGGGAAAGAUGGAGAGGAGGAGGGAGAGAGGAAGACGAUGUGGAAGGGGUAUGUGAUGAGGGCGCUCUCGAAUGGGAAGUCACCGUGGGCGGCGCCGAGGGAGAUAUUAAGGACGAUGGAUUUUAGGGAUGCGGUGCAUGGGUGUGAUAGGUUUGUGGCGGAAUUUUAUGCGCCGUUUUAUAUCUCGCAGAGGAUGCCGUGGAGGAAGGCGCCGGCGUCGGAGGGGCAGCUGAGAUUUUUGAAUAAGCUGAGGUCGAAGCUGGUUCCGCUUGAGCCGGGGGAUAUCACGAGGGGGAAGGCGGCUGAUAUGAUCACCAAGAUUAAGCACGGUGCCAGGGGGAGGUUUGCGGAGUUGGAGGCGGAGAGGAAGAGGAGGGAGAAGAUUAAUAUGUAUGCUGAGAUGGAGAUGCAGAGGAGGGAGAUGGAGAAGGUGUCGGUUGGGCCCGUGGCGUCUUGA
Messenger RNA from Podospora pseudopauciseta, 2034 nucleotides. It is a transcript of the gene irc3, whose product is annotated as putative ATP-dependent helicase IRC3. Gene Ontology annotation, molecular function: hydrolase activity; ATP binding; DNA binding. NCBI's taxonomy places the organism in Eukaryota, Fungi, Ascomycota, Sordariomycetes, Sordariales, Podosporaceae. The record is from RefSeq and is a predicted model, not a curated record. The transcript has a single exon. Bases 1 to 2034 code for a protein of 677 amino acids.